Messenger RNA from Kogia breviceps (pygmy sperm whale), 4360 nucleotides. It is a transcript of the gene SLC4A11, whose product is annotated as solute carrier family 4 member 11. Gene Ontology annotation, molecular function: solute:inorganic anion antiporter activity. The record is from RefSeq and is a predicted model, not a curated record. Gene Ontology annotation, biological process: monoatomic ion homeostasis; monoatomic anion transport; transmembrane transport. Gene Ontology annotation, cellular component: basolateral plasma membrane; plasma membrane. NCBI's taxonomy places the organism in Eukaryota, Metazoa, Chordata, Mammalia, Artiodactyla, Physeteridae.
CGCCGCGGGCUCCCGGGGGUAGCCCGCCCGGGCUGAACAGGAGCUCUGGUGAGGGCGCGGGGCGGGCGGACGGGACCCCGCCCGGACCGCGCUGGGGAGGAACGUCGGCGCGGCAUUAGGACCCAGGCGCGGCGCAGGCUUGUGUCACCGGCUUCAGCCGCCGGCCCGCCCUGGACGCCGACGUUGGGGUCCCGCGGCACCUGGUGAGGAGCCAGGGCGUGCACGUUGGUGUGCAGCCGUCCCGCGGCUGAUCGCUGGGGCCAUGGCCGCGGCCACCAGGCGCGUGUUCCAUCUCCAGCCAUGCGAAAACUCUUCUACCAUGUCUCAGAAUGGAUACUUUGAGGAUGCAGGCUACCUCAAGUGUGACGCGGAUGAUGCCUCUGAAACCCGUGAGGAGAGCCUGGGGGAUGAGGCCUUCGACACGGUCAACUCCUCCAUUGUGUCUGGCGAGAGCAUCCGUUUCUUUGUCAAUGUCAACCUCGAGGUGCAGCCCACCCAGUCGGAGAGUGAAUCGCCUGGCGGCUACGGGCUCCUACACACCUCCCGCAAGUACCUGAAGUUAAAGAACUUUGAGGAAGAGAUCCGAGCACACCGGGACCUAGACGGCUUCUUGGCACGGGCCAGCAUCAUCCUGAACGAGACAGCCACCUCCCUGGAUGACGUGCUACGGGCCAUGCUGUGCCGCUUAGCCCAAGACUCCCACAGCACUGAGCCCAACUGCAACUUGGACCUGCUCAUGGCCAUGCUUUUCACGGAUGCCGGGGCCCCCAUGGAGGGUAAAGUUCACCUACUGUCAGACACCAUCCAAGGGGUCACUGCCACAGUAACGGGGGUGCAAUACCAGCAGUCGUGGCUCUGCAUCAUCUGUACCUCCAAGGCCCUGCUGAAGCGGCACGUGUGCAUCAGCCGCCUGGUUCGCCCGCAGAACUGGGGGGAGAAUUCCUGUGAGGUGCGGUUUGUCAUCCUGGUGCUGGCCCCACCCAAGAUGAAAAGCACCAAGACUGCGACAGAGGUGGGACGCACGUUUGCCACCAUGUUCUUAGACAUCACCUUCCGCCAGAAGCUCCUGAAGACCCGCACGGAGGAGGAAUUCAAGGAGGCCCUGGUACAUCAGAGACAGCUGCUCACUGUAAUGAGCCACUGUCCGAGCAUCAGCAUGAAGGACUACAGCAUGAGCUCCAUCUGCAACCACAGACCCCCGCAGCCCCCACGGCACAAGGACUUUCUCCCCAUCGGGAGGGGCAUCCGGGAGGACAUCGCCCGCAGAUUCCCUGUGUACCCCCUGGACUUCACUGAUGGCAUUAUCGGGAAAAACAAAGCUGUGGGCAAAUACAUCACCACCACCCUGUUCCUCUACUUCGCCUGCCUCCUGCCCACGAUUGCCUUUGGGUCCCUCAACGAUGAGAACACGAACGGGGCCAUUGAUGUACAGAAGACCAUAGCUGGGCAGAGCAUUGGAGGCCUCUUGUACGCACUCUUCUCCGGGCAGCCGCUGGUGGUGCUGCUGACGACCGCACCCCUGGCCCUCUACAUCCACGUGAUCCGUGGCAUCUGUGAUGACUACGAUCUGGACUUCAGUACCUUCUAUGCAUGGACAGGCCUGUGGAACAGUUUCUUCCUCGCGGUUUAUGCCCUCUUCAACCUCAGCCUGGUCAUGAGUCUCUUCAAGAGGUCAACGGAGGAGAUCAUUGCUUUGUUCAUUUCCAUCACAUUCGUGCUGGAUGCUGUCAAGGGCACGGUCAAAAUCUUCCAGAAGUACUACUGUGGCCACAACCCUGGGAACUACUACGAAGAUAGGUCUUCCCCGGUGAGCCUGCUGGGCCUCAGCCCCAGCCUCAACAGCAGCCUCCACACUGCCCUCAACAGCAGCCUCCUGGCCGGCCCACCAGAGCUGACUUCAGUGGGCAGCCAGGGCCCCGAGCACCUGGCCCGGGACACGGCUGUGCUCAGCCUCCUCAUCAUGCUGGGGACACUCUGGUUGAGCUACACCCUCUACCAGUUCAAGAAGAGCCCCUACCUGCACCCCUACAUGCGUGAGAUCCUGUCAGACUGUGCCUUGCCCAUCUCAGUGCUUACCUUCUCCCUCAUCUCUUCCUACGGCUUCCAGGAGAUCAAGAUGGGCAAGUUCCGCUACAACCCGAGCAAGAGCCUGUUUGAGAUGGCCGAGAUGCACUCGCUAUCCCUGGUGGCCGUCAGCGGCGCCAUGGGCCUUGGCUUCCUCCUCUCCAUGCUCUUCUUCAUCGAGCAGAACCUGGUGGCUGCCUUGGCUAAUGCCCCGGAGAACAGGCUGGUAAAGGGCACUGCCUACCACUGGGACCUCCUGCUCAUCGCCAUCAUCAACACCGGGCUGUCUCUGUUUGGGCUGCCCUGGAUCCACGCUGCCUACCCCCACUCCCCGUUGCACGUGCGGGCACUAGCUUUGGUGGAGGAGCGUGUGGAGAAUGGGCACAUUUACGACACGAUUGUGAGUGUGAAGGAGACGCGGUUGACCGCCCUGGGCGCCAGCAUCCUGGUGGGCUUCUCCCUCCUGCUGCUGCCCUUCCCGCUACAGUGGAUCCCCAAGCCUGUGCUCUACGGCCUCUUUCUCUACAUCGCGCUCACCUCCAUCGACGGCAACCAGCUGUUUGCACGCAUGGUCCUGCUGCUCAAGGACCAAACCUCGUACCCACCUACCCACUACAUCCGGAGGGUGCCCCAGAGGAAGAUCCACUACUUCACAGGCCUGCAGGUCCUGCAGCUGCUGCUGCUCUGUGCCUUUGGCAUGAGCACUCUGCCCUAUAUGAAGAUGAUCUUUCCCCUCAUCAUGAUCGCCAUGAUCCCCAUCCGCUACAACCUGCUGCCCAAAAUCAUUGAAGCCAAGUACCUGGACGCCAUGGACGCUGAGCACUGAGGACCUGACCACCAGGCCCUGGCCACACCCCAUUCGCCCAUCACUCUGGGUCUUCCCAGGCUGGCUCUGUGGCUGUGUGUUGGGUAUCUUAGGGUGCUGCUCUGUGCUGCACACCCUCACAGCUGUCCCAACUGGCCUAGGGUGUCUGGGCAUUGAGGGGGCUCCAAGGUGUGUGUCUGCUCCUCUUCCCAUUAAUUAGCCUUUUGCUUUGGGUCCGGAACUCUGCUCAGGGCAGCUUCUGCCCAGGGUGGGACUAAGCAGGACGGAUUUUCUUUUGAUAAAAGAGCCUGAAAGAGAAACCAUUUCCUUGAUUGUGUAAGGAACUUGCCAUAUGCAUAUUAGAGAAUAAAGCUCCUGUUUCUACGCUUCUACAUACUGCCUCCAUCCAUGCUGCCCUGCUCCAGCCUCUGAAGGCCACCUGAGGGCCCUGAGGAGGGAGAAACCCUCCCAGGGGAAGUGGGAUAAAAGGGACUGACUUGUUGAGUGCUGCCUAAGGGCUAUUACUUCCAACUCCACACAGUAGCUCAACAGGGAAACGUGGAAGAUAAGACCAGGAGGCCUUUGUUCUGCCAUGUUUCCAGGAACCUGCAGGGAAAGUGGGCUUGGGGCCAGUGAAGAGCCCAGUGGCUGGUAGGGUGGGAUGAGCACGUUCACGGUGCUGCUUGCAGGAUGGGUAAAGUUUAAAGGGGACAGAAAAUGUACUGUGCAUCCAGGACAGAACUCAGGAAGCAGCUGAGAAGCAGACACACAGGGGCGCCCUGCUCCAAGUGCCACGUGGCAAGCGAUCCUUCUUUGGGGCCCCCACCCCAGUAGCCUGUGUGUUUCCUGCAGGUGGGGCUAUGUCCAGGAUCACCAGGCAAGGAGUAGGCAGGUCCCCCGGCACCCCACACCUGAGUUCCAGCCAAACACCACCCACCCCAAGCAGACAACUCAGAGGAGGCUGGGCACCAGCACGGGCACUUUCUGAGGAAACAGCCCAGCUGGGCUUCACAGACAAGAAGGGAGCAAAGGGAUGAGGUCCUGUCCUCACCCACACGUGCUGAUGAAUUUUAGGGGAGGAAACAACUGUUAAAUCUAGGCCCUGGGCCGUGCUGCUAGGACUGAGGAGGGGAUGUAACUUAAGCCUGGGAGCGACACACCAGCAUUAAGGACCCCCCACCCCACCAACCUGCUGCACACAACAGGCUUUUCUGAUUGUCCUUGGGGUUGGGCACCUCCUCUUUACCAGAGUAACACCUGCAGGAAGGCAAGGGAGCCACCCCAGGCCUCUGAAGUCCCUCCCAGGGAAGGGCUUCACCAGGACACAGUAAGGGUCUGGGGUAGCUGAGCUGGGCCUCCUGAAGGGCUCAACUCAGCUGGCCCCCCCAGGCUGAACCGUGGCAUGUCAACCCAACUGGGGUCAAGAACUCCAUCCCUCCUCCCUGCCAUAAAAAUGAACCUGGCGUUAUAACCAUAAACCAACAUUUUAGC